CUAAACCUGCGAGAGCUUUUCUUGCUUCCUGGAGACUGGAGAGGUUUUAUCAGUUAUCGCAGGGUUUUACCAAAACCUAACGAUGGCUCAGUCUUACCGGUCCUCCGCUAGGAGGCUUCUAUACUCAAUCUGCUGUUCAUCCACAAAAGAAGCUCUGUUGAAUCCCAAAUGCCCAGUACCGACCCCCAUUGCAGCUCUUCUUGGCAGGUUCCAGCUCGGCCGCCACUUCUCCGCCGGCAGCGCCGCCGCCACGCGGUUGAAGGAAGAGAAGGACGCCUUAUGGAAAGAUUCACUGGAGAGGGUCCGGAACAUCGGAAUUUCGGCCCAUAUUGACUCCGGGAAGACCACCCUCACGGAACGGGUGCUUUUUUACACGGGUCGGAUCCAUGAGAUUCAUGAGGUUAGAGGCAAAGAUGGAGUUGGAGCCAAGAUGGAUUCUAUGGAUCUGGAAAGGGAAAAGGGGAUUACAAUUCAAUCUGCUGCCACGUACUGUACGUGGGCUGGCUACCAGGUGAACAUAAUUGAUACUCCUGGUCACGUUGAUUUCACCAUUGAAGUUGAGAGGGCUUUGCGUGUUCUUGAUGGUGCCAUUCUUGUACUCUGUAGUGUUGGUGGUGUGCAGAGUCAGUCAAUAACUGUUGAUCGGCAAAUGAGAAGAUACGAGGUUCCAAGACUUGCUUUUAUCAAUAAACUUGACCGAAUGGGGGCUGACCCAUGGAGAGUUCUCAAUCAGGCAAGGUCCAAGCUUCGCCACCAUGCUGCUGCAGUGCAAGUUCCUAUUGGUUUAGAAGAUGACUUCAAUGGUCUUAUUGACCUUGUGUAUAUGAAAGCUUACUACUUCCAUGGUCCUAGUGGAGAGGAGGUUGUCACAGAAGACAUUCCUGCGGAUAUGGAAACAUUUGCUGCUGACAAGAGGCGUGAGCUCAUUGAAGCUGUCUCUGAGGUUGAUGAGAAGCUCGCAGAGUCGUUUUUGAAUGAUGAACCUAUAUCAAAUAGCGACCUAGAGGAAGCAAUCCGUAGAGCGACAGUAGCGCGUGAAUUCGUCCCUGUAUUUAUGGGUAGUGCUUUCAAGAAUAAGGGUGUUCAACCUCUUCUUGACGGUGUUAUUAAAUAUCUCCCUUACCCUGUCGAAGUCGGUAACUAUGCUCUUGAUCAAAACAAUAAUGAAGAGAAGGUUAUGCUAACAGGAAGUCCAGCUGGCCCUCUUGUUGCCUUGGCUUUCAAAUUAGAAGAAGGACGAUUUGGUCAGCUAACAUAUUUAAGAAUUUAUGAAGGUGUAAUUAGGAAGGGUGAUUUCAUAAUCAAUGUCAAUACUGGAAAGAAGAUCAAGGUUCCUCGCUUGGUACGAAUGCAUUCAAAUGAGAUGGAGGACAUUCAAGAAGCACAUGCUGGACAAAUAGUUGCUGUAUUUGGCGUAGAUUGUGCAACAGGGGAUACUUUCACAGACGGAUCAGUAAGAUACACCAUGACUUCUAUGAAUGUACCUGAACCAGUGAUGUCAUUAGCAGUUUCACCUAUUUCUAAAGAUUCUGGAGGACAAUUCUCAAAAGCUCUAAAUCGCUUUCAGAAAGAGGACCCAACUUUCCGAGUAGGCUUAGAUCCCGACAGUGGCCAGACAAUUAUUUCUGGAAUGGGUGAACUGCAUCUGGAUAUAUAUGUUGAGCGUAUCCGAAGAGAAUACAAGGUUGAAGCAACAGUUGGAAAACCUCGAGUAAACUUCAGAGAGACUAUAACCCAGCGUGCUGAGUUUGAUUAUUUACACAAGAAACAAAGUGGAGGACAGGGUCAAUACGGCAGAGUAACUGGCUAUGUGGAGCCACUUGAACCUGGGUGCUCAUCGAAAUUUGAAUUUGAUAAUAUUAUAGUGGGACAAGCUAUACCAUCAAACUUUGUCCCUGCAAUUGAGAAGGGCUUUAAGGAAGCCGCUAACUCGGGUUCGUUGAUUGGUCACCCAGUAGAGAAUAUUCGUGUUGUCUUGACAGACGGUGCUUCACAUGCUGUUGAUUCCAGUGAACUUGCAUUCAAACUUGCAGCAAUUUAUGCCUUUAGACAGUGUUAUUCAGCAGCACGGCCUGUCAUACUGGAACCUGUGAUGCUUGUUGAAAUAAAAGCACCAACAGAAUUCCAAGGCUCUGUCACUGGUGAUAUUAACAAGAGGAAAGGUGUCAUUGUUGGUAAUGACCAGGAAGGAGAUGAUUCUGUGAUUACUGCUCAUGUUCCUCUCAAUAAUAUGUUCGGAUACUCGACCUCUCUUCGGUCAAUGACACAGGGUAAAGGGGAGUUCACGAUGGAGUACAAAGAACAUUCAGCAGUUUCUCAUGACGUCCAAACACAAUUGGUUAACACAUACAAGGCGGCCAAGGGAACUGAAUAGAGUCCAUCCUUCAUUCUUUGAUCAAAACAAUGAUUUCUUUGCUGUACAUUGUGGGUGUGUGACAUGUGAUAGUUGAGAUCAAAGCGUGUUAGGAACAGUUCGUUAUAAUGAUCAUGAAUAAAAGUUUUUAUUUUUCACAUAUGCCCAUUCUGUCAAUUGUUGCUGCUGUCACAAAUGCCCACUGGCUAGGAAGUCUGGUUUUAUCAUUAUUGCCCAUGCCUGAAUUCAGUGUUCAUUGAAACCUAAUCGUAAAUCUUGAUGG
Cuscuta europaea is the source of this 2636-nucleotide messenger RNA. The record is from the annotation of a GenBank genome assembly. Lineage: Eukaryota; Viridiplantae; Streptophyta; Magnoliopsida; Solanales; Convolvulaceae.